UAAUCGGAUAUAUAAACGACGAUUCCGCUUUCGCGAGCUUUCAGUUGAUUAUCUGUGCGCGGAUUGUUUGAGGCGCGACGAGAGGAGCGUCUUCGGAGAGAGAAAGAUUCGUUCGCGGGCGAACUAAAUCGAGUCGUGUGUGAAAUUUUGGUUGUUAUCUUCGAAACGAUGUCGCCGUUACGGCCGAAGGUCGUGAUUUUCUUAUUGAUCGGCUGUUACGCCGCGUCGAACGACGCCUGGUAUCACGGGCCCGGCAACUACAAUGGCGCCGGAUUCAGGCACGAACCACCACCACCACCACCACCACCACCAUCGUCGGCCACUCACCACUACCUGCGCAGUCCUCGUACCUGCCAGUGCGGCUUCAACGACACGGCCUACCUGCAGAACAGCUGCGGCCCGGCGAUGCCCUUCAUGACGAUGAUCGAGCAGGUGCUGAUGUCGCGGCUCGACAUCACGGACGGCUGCAGGCGCGCCGGCUCGGAUCGGCCGCCGCGUCGCCGAAGCUUCGACUACAUCGUCGUGGGCGCGGGCGUGGCCGGGCCCAUCCUGGCCAGGAGGCUCAGCGACGACCCGAGCAAGUCCGUGCUGCUGAUCGAGGCCGGCCCCGAGGAGCCGACUCUGUCCUCGGUGCCGGCGAUCGCCUUCAACGUGCUGGCCUCCGAUCUCAACUGGAAGUACACGACCGAGCCACAGGCCUCGGCUUGUCUGAAGAAAGGCGGACGCUGCAGCUGGGCGCGCGGCAAGAUGGUCUCGGGCUCGGGCGGCGCCAACGGCAUGAUGUACUGGCGCGGCCAUCCCGAGCCCUACGACCAGUGGGCCGAGCUCGGCAAUAAGGGCUGGUCCUACGAGGAGCUCGUGCCCUACUGGGAGCGCGCCGAGAACCCGGUGAAUCGCAAUCUCACCACCUUCCGGCGCUUCGACACCGGCAAUCCCCUGGUGAUCGAUCACUUUCCGCACAAGCCCGCCUUCGCCGACGAGAUACUGCGCGCCGCCUCGGAGCUCGGCUACAGGACCUCCGGCCUGAGGGAGCGCGAGCACACGGGCUUCGCCGUGGCGCCGGUCCUCGUCAAGGACGGCCAGCGCGGCACCACCUCGAGAUACUACCUGCGGCCGGCGGCAGAUCGACAGAAUCUUCAUGUCUUGACGAACGCCGUCGUCACCAAGGUGCUGACCAGGAAGCAUCCGCAUAAGCAAGCCUACGGCGUGAAAGCCGUGCUCAAGGACGGCCAGGAGGUGGAGCUGCUGGCCGAUCUCGAAGUCAUCCUGUCGGCCGGUACCCUGGGCUCGCCGCAGAUCCUGCUGAACUCGGGCAUCGGGCCCAAGGAGGACCUGGCCAAGGUCGGCGUGCUCCUCUUCCACGAUCUGCCCCAGGUCGGUCGCAAUCUUCAGAAUCACGUGUCGAUCGGGCUGUCGGUGACGAUCCGCGACAACUUCACCGAGGCGCUGACCCUCGAGGCGCUCAAUCAGUACCUGCAGCAGCGCAGCGGGCCGUUCGCCAGCACGGGCCUGACCCAGGUGACGGCCUUCCUCGAGACCAAGUACGGCAAGCCGGGCGUGCCCGACAUACAGGCCUUCAUCGACGGCUACAGCUCGUACUGCGUGAAGCACGGCCUGGCCGAGGAGUGCUCGGGCAGCCACGCGAUCGGCAACUGCUCGCAGCGCAGGCGGCUGAAUCUGAGGCCGACCGUCGUGACGACGAGAUCGCGCGGCUACAUGACCCUGAAGUCGAACAAUCCGCUGGACUAUCCGCUGUUCUAUCCGAAUUACUUCAGCGACGAGCGAGACAUGAAGGUGCUGAUCGAGGGUAUCAGGAAGUUGCUGGAACUCAUGGACACGCCGACGAUGAAGAAGUACGACAUGAGGUUGGAGGACGAGACGCCGAUCAAGGAGUGCGCCAACCACACCUUCGGCAGCGACGCCUACUGGGAGUGCUACAUCCGCCAGGAGACCGGCCCCGAGAAUCACCAGGCGGGCACCUGUCGCAUGGCGCCCGACGGCGUCGUGGACGAGCGUCUGCGCGUGCGCGGCGUGAAAAAUUUGCGAGUGGCCGACGCCUCGAUCUUCCCCGUGCUCACGCACGCCAACACGAUGGCGCCGGUGAUCGUCGUCGCCGAGAAAGCCGCCGACAUGAUCGCCGAGGACGCCAAGAACGGCGGCAGCGGCGAGGCUUAUCCCGGAAGAUGGAGGCCGUCCGGAGGACCGUUCGGACCUCAUUAUUACGGACACGCGGCGCCGUCGCAUGGUUCCUGGCAUGGACCUCCUCGUUACUGAUACAGCAACUUCGUUGAUAUAGUUUCGUCGAAUUUCGUAUAGUAAUUUUAUAGUUAUAGAAUCCCACCGCAGCAAGCAACCGCGUUGUACGUCUGUAGAAUAGAAAGUUGAAAAUAAAUCUUUUAGAAAAUAUGA
Trichogramma pretiosum is the source of this 2409-nucleotide messenger RNA. RefSeq names its product glucose dehydrogenase [FAD, quinone]-like. Gene Ontology annotation, molecular function: oxidoreductase activity, acting on CH-OH group of donors; flavin adenine dinucleotide binding. The transcript is spliced from 4 exons. The coding region runs from base 169 to 2274 and encodes 701 amino acids. The record is from RefSeq and is a predicted model, not a curated record. NCBI's taxonomy places the organism in Eukaryota, Metazoa, Arthropoda, Insecta, Hymenoptera, Trichogrammatidae.